GGGCGGAGCUCGCGGGGCCGGGCUCGCUGGGUCGGGGCGGGUCUGCGCCGCCGCCGUCAGUGCCGCCCCGCCCUCGGCCCCGCUGCUUGCUCUGUUCCUCACGCUGCAGCCCCCGCCGUAGCCGCCGCGGAGCCCACUGCCACCGCUUCUGAGCAGAAGAUGGCUGUGCCUCCCACGUAUGCUGAUCUUGGCAAAUCUGCCAGGGAUGUCUUUACCAAGGGCUAUGGGUUUGGCUUAAUAAAACUUGAUUUGAAAACAAAAUCUGAGAAUGGACUGGAAUUUACAAGCUCAGGUUCAGCCAACACCGAGACCACCAAAGUGACGGGCAGUCUGGAAACCAAGUACAGAUGGACCGAAUAUGGUCUGACGUUUACAGAGAAAUGGAACACUGACAACACACUAGGCACGGAGAUUACUGUGGAAGAUCAGCUUGCACAUGGCCUGAAGCUGACCUUCGAUUCAUCCUUCUCACCAAACACUGGGAAAAAAAAUGCUAAAAUCAAGACAGGGUACAAGCGGGAACAUAUCAACCUGGGCUGUGACGUGGAUUUUGACAUUGCCGGGCCUUCCAUCCGGGGUGCUCUGGUGCUGGGUUACGAGGGCUGGCUGGCUGGCUACCAGAUGAAUUUUGAGACCGCGAAGUCUCGAGUGACCCAGAGCAACUUUGCAGUUGGCUACAAGACUGAUGAGUUCCAGCUUCACACUAAUGUAAAUGAUGGGACAGAGUUUGGUGGCUCCAUUUAUCAGAAGGUGAAUAAGAAGUUGGAGACUGCUGUUAAUCUGGCCUGGACAGCAGGAAACAGUAACACUCGCUUCGGAAUAGCAGCCAAGUACCAGAUCGACCCUGACGCCUGCUUCUCGGCUAAAGUGAACAAUUCCAGCCUGAUAGGGUUAGGAUAUACUCAGACCCUAAAGCCAGGUAUCAAACUGACACUGUCAGCUCUGCUGGAUGGCAAGAAUGUCAACGCUGGUGGCCACAAGCUUGGUCUAGGACUGGAGUUUCAAGCAUAAAUGAAUACUGUACAAUCGUUUAAUUUUAAACUAUUUUGCAGCAUAGCUACCUUCAGAAUUUAGUGUACCUUUUAAUGUUGUAUGUCUGGGAUGCAAGUAUCGCUAAAUAUCAUGUUAGACUUCCAGGUUAAAGAUGAUUCAGCUUUAGGGUGUUACCCUUUCAGAGGUACAGAAGAAACCCAAUUUCAAAAAAGGUCCUUUCAGCUGUAGACUUGAGGGGGAGCUUGCUGGCCCCUCUAGAGAUGUCAGGGUUCUUUUUUACCUAGAAAUGGCUGCAAGUGGAAGUUGAUAAUCUGCAGGCACUUUGUAAUUUGUAAAUUCGUAUUGAGUAAAUGAAUGAAAUUGUGACUUCCUGAGAAUUGAACCUUGGUUUCCUACCCUGAUUGAGGAGAGGCUGUUUGAUGGUGUAUACAAACUCAUCUGAAAGGGACUUUUUUAGGCAGGGACUUUUUCCACCCCAAUCCAUCACCUCUUUUACACCAAAAGUAGUCUGCAGGGCGUGGUAGCUGUUUCUUUUGUGCCAUUUUGGGGUGGAGAAGGUGGAUGUGAUGAAGCCAAUAAUUCAGGACUUAACUGUGUUUUUUCUCAUGUUGUGUUUUUUUUGCCCUUGCACCAGAGUAUGAAAUAGCUUCUAAGAGCUCCAGCUGCAAGCUGGGAAGAGUCUCUGUGACUGUAAUCACAUGGUGACAACACUCAGAAUCUAAAUUGAACUUCUGUUGUAUUCUCGCCACUCAGUUUAUUUUUUAGCAGUUUAAUGGGUACAUUUUAGAGUCUUCCAUUUUGUGUGGAAUUAGUUCCUCCCCUUCAAAUGCUGUAAUUAACAUCACUUAAAAUAAAACUUGAAUAAAAUAUUGAAACCUUA
Messenger RNA from Balaenoptera musculus (blue whale), 1873 nucleotides. It is a transcript of the gene VDAC1, whose product is annotated as voltage dependent anion channel 1. The record is from RefSeq and is a predicted model, not a curated record. Gene Ontology annotation, cellular component: mitochondrial outer membrane. The transcript is spliced from 9 exons. Gene Ontology annotation, biological process: monoatomic anion transmembrane transport. Gene Ontology annotation, molecular function: voltage-gated monoatomic anion channel activity. The coding region runs from base 160 to 1011 and encodes 283 amino acids. Lineage: Eukaryota; Metazoa; Chordata; Mammalia; Artiodactyla; Balaenopteridae.